AUGGUCGGGGUGCUCGUCCCGGAGAUGGUGGUGGCCGCGGUCGUCGAGGUUGUGCCAGAAGAAGGGGAGCUGGACGAAAUGGGGCCUUGGGUAGCCGAAGAAGGCUUCGAGAUCCUUAAUGGCGUCGAAGCGGUAGCAGUGGAGGUACCGACGAGAGUCGCCGCGGGAGACCCAGUCGAGGUGACACGGGAUGAAGUACUCCCCGGAAUUGGCUCCCCGUGGAGGCAAUACUGGUGGUACCCGACGACGCGAGACCGCCAGUGGAAGACGUACCGUGAGAUAGAUCGAGAAUAA
Cladophialophora psammophila CBS 110553 is the source of this 294-nucleotide messenger RNA. RefSeq lists its product as uncharacterized. The coding region runs from base 1 to 294 and encodes 97 amino acids. The record is from RefSeq and is a predicted model, not a curated record. Lineage: Eukaryota; Fungi; Ascomycota; Eurotiomycetes; Chaetothyriales; Herpotrichiellaceae. The transcript has a single exon.